CGAGCGCUCGCUCUGGAACAGACGCAGAGGAGUUUAUCGCGUUUAUUUAUUUGUUUUAGGAAUUAAAUACUAAAAAAAAAAUAAGGAGAAAAGGCGCUUGUAUGGAUUACAGCAGGGUGUCGGUGUACAGAUGCGGUUUCUGCUCUCACAGCCAUGUUUAAUCCUCUCACAGCGGCUCUCUGGGUGAUUCUCUCAGUGUCCUGGGCGGCUGAGGGGCGUGAGCUUGCUGCACCCCGAGAUGUUCAUUUCCACUCGGUGAAUCUGAGGAACACGGUGCGCUGGAGCUCAGGGACAGCCGACGCCCGCGGCACCACGUACACGGUGGAGUACGCCAUAUACGGCGACGCUGUGGACGUGGAAGGAAGCGAGCAGGUGGCGUGGAGGCCGGCGAAGCAGUGCGAUGACAUCACGCAGACGGAGUGCGACGUGACCGAACAGACCAGCGAUACGGAGGAGGAAUACUACGCCCGAGUCAGAGCUAACGGGCCGAACGGGCGCUCGGAGUGGACCGAGACCGACGGGCGGCUCAGGCUCACUGACACCAUUUUGGGAGCACCGCAGGCGAACGUCACGGUGGUGGAAAACAAGCUGCACGUCAAGCUGAGCGGCCCGUUCCGAUGGAGGAAUCCCGGGAAGAAGCGCCAGUCGAUGUUUAACAUCUUCCCUCACAUGGUCUACAACAUCAGCGUGUACGACAACAGGAGCAAACACACGCAGUUCAUUCUGCAGCCGAAGAAGCUCCUGCAGUACGGCCCUGUGGAUUACAGCUCGGUGCACUGUGUGAGGGCAGAGGCGCUCUCGCUCACCCUCCAUCUCACCAGCACGCCGUCGGAAUGGAUCUGCGUCUCCACCCCUGACGACCCGCUUAAAUCUCAGAUGCUGAUGAUGACGUUGGGCGGAGUCAUUCCCACUGUGAUAUGCUUGUUUGUUUUGGCCGCGGUCGGAGGUUUCGCUUAUUACUACAUCUGUGGUCACAAACCGCGGCUGCCCAAGAGUGUGGACGUGGACAUGAAGCGUAAACUCCAGACGUUCCAGCCGGAUCCGCCCCGAAUAAAUGUAAUCAUCUUCAACAUCACCAACCUGAGCACGGGGGAAUCCAAACACAGCUUCCUCAGCCCGUUCCAUCAUGGUGUUGACGUUCCAGAGUCCUCACCGCUCACCAUCGUGGAGGAGGUCAGUUACGCGCCCCAGGACGCCCAGAAUACAUCAAGAGCAUCAGCAGGUCUCCACAGCCACCGCGGCUCUUUGGGUGAGGAUUACGGAUUGGUCUGUCAGGAAGAUAGGAUUCAGGUGGCCAGCUGCCCGUAUAAAUCCCAGCAGUGUGUGGGUGAAGUCAACCCAUACACAGCACAGACUGGAACGACAGAACCCGCACAGGACAGAUAUGAAGAAAAUGAAGAUGGAGAGAUGCAGAGGUUUUGUAACUGGGACGAAGAUCCUGGUCAGCUCCAGCUGGACUUCCCUCUGCUCAGCAGGUUCGGCUCAGAAACCACAGAGACCCCGACGCUUGGGGACAUGACGCUGCUCCCACACCAUCCUGCCCUCACGAGUGUCAUGGUCAAGCAGGGUUCAGAGGAGAGUGAAGAUGAUUGCCUGCUCCUGAAGAUGGAGAAAGACUGGAACCUGCUGAUCCAGAGCACCACCUCCUAGAUUCCUCAGACAUCUGUUUGAUCAAAGUCAUCAGUCUGGGAUUUUAUUAAACAAACACCCAGCGUUCCUUAUGUUGUUGGACACCAAAUGCUGCUCUUAUGAGUAAAGAUCCUCCUGAUGGCCGUCUGGUUUUUGGUUUGAGAUGGAGAUCAGGUUUUUUUACUGGAUAAAGCUGGUCUGGGUGGGUGAUGGAAAUGCAGUGUUCAGAAAGUUCAGGCUUUGGGUUGUUUACAGAAAUUCAGCCAAGUUCCACUUUUAGGACAGAGACAGAAAAACACAGAGAGAGAUGGACCGAUGGAGAAGGGUGGGGGAGAGACAGACAGAUAAAGACUGAGGGGGAGGGGGGAGAGUGUGUUUGAGUUUGUGAGCGAGAGAGAGAGCGAGAGAGAGAGGGAGACUGAGAGAUAGACACAGACAAAGAAAGAUGAGAAAGAGACCAGUGGGAAGGGGGGAGAGAGAAAGACGGACGGAGAGACAGACAGAGACAUAAAGAAAGAUGGGAGAGAGAGAGACCGAUGGGGGGAGAGAGACAGACGGAGAGACAGACAGACAGACAUGAAGAAAGAGGGGAGAGAGAGAGAGACACCAAUGGGGAGGGGGAGAGAGACAGAUGGAGAAAGACAGACAGAGACAUGGAGAGAGAGAGACCAAUGGGGAGGGGGAGAGAUAGGCAGAUGGGGACCGAGAGAGAGAUGGACAUACAGAUGGAGAGACAGGCAGACAGGGACAGAGAGGGAGACAGACAGGGAGAGAGAGAGAGAGAGGGAGGGAAGGACGGAUGGACAGACAGAUGGGGUGAGAGAGGGAGACGAGGACAGAUGCACAGAGAGCGAGAGAGGGGGAUGGACAGACAGACGGCGAGGGAGACAAGGGCAGAGUUUAUUGUCCUUGCUGUAUACAGCUGGAGUGUUACAGUAUGAUCACUGAAUAGUAUGAAUUGCAGGAUGGAUGACAAACUCACAACAAUAAAUGUCCAGUAUGUUACACCCUCAGGGAUCAGAGUAUCUUUAGAGCUUCAUUGACGUGAGAUCGACCUGCCAAUCUCGACUUUCAGAACAUUCCUCUAAAGUCUAAACUAAAUAAACAAGUGUCAGAAUUAUAACCGUUUAUUACUGUUCAGGUUCAUUAUAACCAUCUUUGCGAAACAAACAGUAAAAAGCACUAGAUCACAUUAUUAUACGAACAAAUAAUGUUAUUGUUAUCCUUUGUUGCUGUCAGGUUAAAAAAAAACAAUCCAUGAAAUGUUACAUUUGUGUUUUGUUUUUUCCUCCUCCCCCCCCCAAUUCUGUGUUAUUGUGUGAAAGGCAUUUUCAGUAUAUUUAUCAUUACUUUAUUCUCAACUUCUCCCUGAAUGUGAAAUGUUUGUAUGAAGGAAACCGCUUUAGUGAAGAAGAGAUUUUCACCACGUGAAGGAUUUUUAAAUAUAAAGUUAAAUGUUUUGGUGUUUUUCACUUUGAAAUAAGCUGACAGAUUGCUAACUUUUACCUCACUGUAAGUAAUGUGUAUUUUAAUCAUAAUGAUCACAAAAUAAACACAAUACAUGAUGGAAAUAAA
Molecule: messenger RNA, 3204 nt
Organism: Neoarius graeffei (lesser salmon catfish)
Lineage: Eukaryota; Metazoa; Chordata; Actinopteri; Siluriformes; Ariidae
Gene: il20ra
Product: interleukin 20 receptor, alpha
Exons: 7
Coding region: 154-1650 (498 amino acids)
Molecular function (GO): protein binding
Source: RefSeq, a predicted model, not a curated record